AUGUUUGCGCGAACAGUAGCCUCGUCCCUCCGACAAGCCGCCCGGCCCAUGGCCGUCCGCUCAACAGCCUCUGCCUUCCGCACCCCCAUCGCUCCCCUAACACCCUUCCAAACCCGUCUCCUCUCCGACCAAACCCGAUCCGCCAUCGACAAAGCCGUAUCAUCCGCCCCCGUCGUGCUCUUCAUGAAGGGAACACCCGAAACCCCCCAGUGCGGCUUUUCGCGCGCCGCCAUCCAAAUUCUCGGUCUUCAGGGUGUCAACCCCGACAAGUUCGCUGCCUUUAACGUCCUCGAGGAUCCUGAGCUGCGCGAGGGUAUCAAGGAGUACUCCGACUGGCCUACGAUUCCCCAGCUUUACGUUGAGAAGGAUUUCAUCGGUGGUACGGAUAUUCUUGUGUCUAUGCACCAGAAUGGUGACUUGGCCAAGCUUUUCGAUGAGAAGAAGGUUAUUCUUGAGGGAGAGCCUGAGCAGAAGGAAUAG
Molecule: messenger RNA, 480 nt
Organism: Fusarium venenatum
Lineage: Eukaryota; Fungi; Ascomycota; Sordariomycetes; Hypocreales; Nectriaceae
Product: thioredoxin-like protein
Cellular component (GO): mitochondrial matrix
Source: RefSeq, a predicted model, not a curated record